UGUUCCUUUCAGUGUUUAUGUAUAGUUAACAAGAUUGCUGUUUGACAAAUGCCGUGAAAAUAAGGUUGUUUACAGUUAGCGACUCGUUUGUGAAAAUGAAUACAGUUUUUGCAAUCGCUUUAGUUUUUAUUGGAUGCUGUAGCAACGUCAUAUUUUUGGAACUUUUAGUGAGGGAUCACCCAGGAUGUGGGAAUAUUGUAACAUUUGCUCAGUUUGCCUUUAUUGCACUUGAGGGAUUCAUCUUUGAAACAGAUUUUGGAAGGAAGAAGCCAGCCAUACCCAUAAGUAACUAUGUGAUCAUGGUGACCAUGUUCUUCACUGUAAGUGUGAUGAACAAUUAUGCCCUGAACUUCAACAUUGCAAUGCCACUCCACAUGAUUUUCAGAUCGGGGUCACUGAUUGCUAACAUGGUACUGGGAAUUAUCAUACUGAAAAAAAGAUAUUCAAGGAGUAAAUUCCUGUCUAUAGCUCUGGUAUCUCUGGGGAUCUUUAUUUGCACCUUUAUGUCAGCUAAACAAGUGCAUGAUAUAAAUGGGACUGCAGAGGAGGGAGGAGUCCAUGCCUUUUUGCACUGGCUUUUGGGUAUUGGCAUGUUGACUUUUGCCCUGCUUAUGUCAGCAAGAAUGGGGAUUUUCCAAGAGAUGUUAUACAAGCAGUAUGGAAAGCACUCCAAGGAAGCUCUUUUCUACAAUCACUGUCUACCACUGCCUGGGUUCCUGUUGUUCUCUACAGACAUCUAUAAUCAUGCUGUACUCUUCAGUCAAAGUAGUGCUAUGGAAAUUCCUGUCAUCAGACAGUCUGUUCCAGUGAUGUGGUUUUACUUGUUGAUGAAUGUCAUUACCCAAUAUGUGUGCAUUCGGGGUGUGUUUAUUCUGACCACUGAGUGCGCUUCACUAACUGUGACUUUGGUGGUGACACUGCGCAAGUUCCUCAGCCUCAUCAUCUCCAUCCUUUACUUCCACAACCCUUUCACAGUCUGGCACUGGAUAGGCACCGCAGUGGUCUUUCUAGGAACACUCCUCUACACGGAAGUGUGGACCAAUUUCCAAGCUGCUCACAGUGGAGUUAAACGGGACCAGAAGAAAGAAUAAAAUAGUCCAGUAUGUGUGGGAUAUGUCUCCAACUGUGUCUGUCUGUGCGUACGUGCAACUGUCACUUUGUGUUUGUAUGUCAUCAA
This is a messenger RNA of Chanos chanos (milkfish), 1177 nucleotides long. It is a transcript of the gene slc35b4, whose product is annotated as solute carrier family 35 member B4. Gene Ontology annotation, cellular component: Golgi membrane; endoplasmic reticulum membrane. The transcript has 10 exons. The record is from RefSeq and is a predicted model, not a curated record. Gene Ontology annotation, biological process: UDP-N-acetylglucosamine transmembrane transport. NCBI's taxonomy places the organism in Eukaryota, Metazoa, Chordata, Actinopteri, Gonorynchiformes, Chanidae. Gene Ontology annotation, molecular function: UDP-N-acetylglucosamine transmembrane transporter activity; UDP-xylose transmembrane transporter activity. Bases 96 to 1091 code for a protein of 331 amino acids.